Molecule: messenger RNA, 824 nt
Organism: Dreissena polymorpha
Lineage: Eukaryota; Metazoa; Mollusca; Bivalvia; Myida; Dreissenidae
Exons: 5
Coding region: 144-494 (116 amino acids)
Source: RefSeq, a predicted model, not a curated record
AUGUAACACGACGCCGUUCCAGUAUAAAAACGAUUACCGCGCGCCGCUCUGUCAGUUUUUCCUAGGAACUAUCGGUAUUCCACGCUGAACCGCUAGAACCUCGUUUCAAUAUCGUCAGUGGCUCUUCAAUCACAGAAACAAACAUGCAGACGCAGACAGUAAUACUCGCAGCCAUCUUGGCUUGCUGCCUCCUUGCGGCGAAUUCCCUGGGGAUGCCAACACAGCCAGACGAGAACGGAAACCCUCUCAGCGCUGACAAACGUCCAAAGUACAUGGAGACGCGAGACUUGUCCUACUUCAAAGAAUUACUACUUGUUGCACUGGACGAGCUCAUUGACGACGGAAUCAUCAAUACAUCGGUCCUUAACAAACCUGAGAGCAAAGAACCGGAAGUUCCCACGAAGCGCGGAGAGAGACUUGGAUUGUGCUUCAGACGAAACCAGUCAGGAGCCUUUCAUGCCCGACCAUGCUGGAAGGAAUCGGGACGAAGAUAAACGGCUGUUAACAUGUGUGAACGGCGCAUGGACCACAUGGGGGAACGCUGAGACUUAACUUACGCUUUGAAUUUUGAUAUUUCAUCUCGACAUCCUUGAUUUCACAAUAAAAGAUUAUAUUUUGUGUCAUUUAAUAUUUAUCGUGAAGACCAGUUCGAUGUAGAAAUGGAACAUGUAUAUUGUCAUUACUUUGUUAAAUAUCUUAUAUAAAGUACUUUUUGCAGUCUCAAAAUAGUAUCAUUUUAUUUUGUUUAUUUAUGCAAUUUAUUGUUGAGAAAUUGUAUGAAUUGUAUGUAUUAAUAAUACAUAGAUGAUAAACCUUCACGUAAA